This is a messenger RNA of Staurois parvus, 292 nucleotides long. The record is from the annotation of a GenBank genome assembly. Lineage: Eukaryota; Metazoa; Chordata; Amphibia; Anura; Ranidae.
CUUUUUGUCAUUUUCAAAUUUCCCGCCAUUCCGUCCCCCGUACGUCCUGACGUCGCAGGGAACGGAACCCAGAUGACAGAUGCCGGCAUCCGCUGGAGGACAUUACAGGGGACACUGCAGGAGGGACAUCGCGGGAGCGCAGGACAAGGCAAGUCAAGAGGAGAUCCUGGAGCAGCGCCACAUGGUAAGCCCAAGUGUAGCUCGGGGUUACCGCUUGUGGUGCUGAAACUUACUCCGAGCUACACUCGGGAAUACCGCCAGGGGGGUUAACAUGCAUUUUGUUGGGGGUUUU